CGGCCGUCAGCCACUCUCGUAAUUUAUUUUGAGAUUUUAUUUCAAUGAAAAGCCAGUCAAGUGAAAAUAAAAGUAAUGGUGUGAAAUUAUUUACAUGACUGAAGUUUUCCUAAGGUACCUACUGCUCAGUGUUUCGUCAAUUUUGAGAAACGGUCUACCCAUUAUUUAGUAGAGGAACUGCCCUCUCAAGUAACAAUUAUUUUCGGGCGAUACUGUUGAAGCAUGUGCCAUAGUAAACACAAUAAUGCCGCGGGAUAUUUUAAGUGAUAGUUUAGCUGUACUAAGGAUUGUUGAGCAUGAAGAUGAGGAGAACUGGCCACUUGAAGACAAACCAGCAAGUAAGCAAAGCAAACAGAAACUUGGAAAUAUACCUCUAAAUAGCCAACAGUCGUACAUCAAAGAUGAUAGUGCAUGUUACUAUAAUUAUGGUCUUGGAGAUGGUGGAAGCAAUCGGCAAAAUGAUCCAGUAUACCAAUACAAAACAAGCAGCUUACCUCCAGCUUCUUCCAUCAGUCAGGCAUGGGAUGAAAUACCCUGCUCCGCACUGAGAAUUACACCUGAGGACAUAGCGAAUCAACUAACUUUACUAGAUUUACCAUGCUUCAAAGCUAUUAAAGCAGAGGAACUAAUUACAUGUGGAUGGAAUAAGUUGAACAAGUUAACUGUGGCACCUAACAUUGUGGCAUUUACAAAAAGAUUUAAUAGGGUCAGCUUCUGGACAGUUCAAGAAAUAUUGAAUGGACAGUCUCCGAAGGUCAGAGCUGAGACAAUGGUACAUUUUAUAAAGGUAGCAAAGAAACUGUAUGAUGUGAACAAUUUACACUCUCUCUUUGCUGUUAUUUCUGCAUUACGGAGUGCUAGUAUUUAUAGGCUGACAAAAACUUGGGCAUGCUUAUCAAAAAAGGAUAAACAACAAUUUGAUAAGUUGGCUGAGUUGUUUGGGGAGAAGGAUAACUGGACUGCCCUACGGGAAUAUAUGAACUCAAUAUCCUUGCCAUGUAUACCUUAUCUUGGUAUUUUCCUAACUGACUUGGUGUACAUUGAUAUGGCUCACCCGGCCGGCUCCCCGCAUCGGACCGCGAAGAUGGCAGUAGUGCUGAAGGCGCUAGAGAGGUACCAGAGCUCAGAGUAUGACAUCGUGCCUCUUCCUCACGUUGCCAAUUUCCUAAACAGUGUGCGGUAUAUAGAAGAACUACAAAAAUUUUUGGAAGACGAUCAGUACAAAUUAUCAGUAAAACUAGAACCGCCAUCGCCGAUUAGCAGCUGUGCAGGUUCGAAGGAGUCGGUAAAGGAAACAUUGCCGCACGGGCCCUCUACUCCGUUUACACUCUCGCCAUCACACAGGCUAGGAUCAGGGUCCCUGCGGCUACAAGGAACUUACCACCAAUCCAAAUUCAUACCCACCCACCGAAAAUGUCGAUCUUUAGGAUCAAAGUUUCGUAGUGCGAGCUUGCCAAGAAAUUUUCACAAGGUCAAUUUUGGUGUGGGUAUCUUCGGGAAGAGCCACACGGACGACAAGAUGGAAGAGAAGACGCCGGCCGGCUCUGUUAACCUGUUGGACGACACGCUGCUCGAGUCGCCCAGUUCGCUCGCCGGCGACAAGAUGUCGCGCUCCUUGCAUCACAGCGAUCCUUCGAAGCCAGGUGGUAUGGAGUGCGAUUUUCAAGGCUGUGUGCGCAGGAAGACUAUCUUGAAGGAUGGUAGAAAGAUAUCGCUGUCGUCCUGGCAGAGGUACUGGCUGCAAAUAUCUGGAAAUGUACUCAUCUUUUACUCUUCUAAGUCUUUUAAGGGGACUAAUCGCUCAGAUUUCCGCGCGGAGAGGUGCAAGAUGCUUUCUUUGGACGGAUGGCUAGGGGUGAACGUCGACGGCGACUCGGCUGACGCCUUCCAGCUGGUCAACCACCACACUGGCACGCUCUAUAAGUUCAAGACUGGAUCUGAGUCGUCUGCCAGGCAGUGGGUCGCUAAGAUAGAGGCGGUGACCAACAAGGCGGUGAAGCCGCUACCUGCGAACCUCAUGUCAUUCGAAUGAUUACGAUAUGAGUGCGCGCUCACGUACGUACACUUGCUAACACACACAAGUGAUCUGAAUCGUGUACAAACUCUGUGAUUCCUGCCAAUACAUGGAAUCUGGAAGAAAACCAUACCAGCAUUGUCGACAUAUUCCUAUUUGCCUAUUUUAACACGCUUUGAUACUAUUUGUAUGCGCGGUUUUCUUCCGAACUUCAACAGUUGGCAAAAUAUUUUCUCGAACAAUUUGUCUCAUUUUAUAUUAUUGUAUACACCAUUUAUACUUAUUUACUUUGUAAAAAUGUUUUAGUUGUCAAAUUGUUUACGCUGUUAGAAUUAGAUAUCAUAUUUAUAUGGUAUUAUAAUCGUUAAAAUUACGGAACAAUAGAGUUUACGUUCACAGACACGUUUUAUUAUUACUGGUUAGAAGUUACUUUUUACGUUUACAAUUGCUUUUUUAUUUGAAGGGAUUUUAUUUAUAGCUACUCAUUUUUUAGAUUAUAUGCAGACAUGAACACAAUAUAAUCAUACUCGAAUAUGUUCAUAUAAUGGGAAAUAGUUUUAGUUUAUCUUAUAGGAAAAGACGUUAUUUUAUAAGCACAUUAUAAAUAUAUGAAUGGAAUUUUACACGGUACAAAGUUUGUACUACAAACAUUGGUUUGACAAGGUAUAGACAUAGACGAGCUAUGCAUGUAGCUAACGAACGCUCUGGUAGCGUUGCCUGUUUCUGGCCCAUUUUAGGAUUUUAUUGACGUACGUACUCUUAUAUAUGACAUGUAUUUUAAUGUAUCACAGCUUUAAUAAAACAUCUAAUUUAAGAGGUGUAUACACUUUCGAACAGGACGGUUUUGAACAUGGACUUUAUAAAUACAUGGGAUCACAUAACUAUGGCUUACUGCGUACAAACGUACAUGUAAACGAUGUGCAAAAAAAUAAAUUAACACAAAAAUGCAAAUAAUAAUUUAUCGUAGAUGUACGGAAGUGUGCACACCUGUUAUAUUAAUGAAGCGGGUCUCUUAGGUAUACCUACUCGUCUAAGGUGGUUUUCGUUUUUUCAGGUGCUUUAGUACAGUUCACCAAAAUAUAGCUUUUUAUAGGUUUUAUCAUGGACGUUGUCAUCGUCGAUGCAACUAUUUAUAGUUUAUUAUUUGACUUCUGGUAUUGAGAUAAAAUUACGUUUUAUUUAGCCUGGUGCUAUAAGUAACAAGUACUACUUGCUAAUCAAACCAUUGCGUGAUAGUAAGUGUAGAAAUUAUAUAGAUUUAAGCUCGUAAGUACAUUCAUUCUAGUGAUAUAAUUUAUUAUCACACGAUUACAGUAUUGUAUUUUUCUGAAAGUGCAGGUCCGCAUUAUUAGUUGAUUUCUGUUAGUAUCUAUACAGGUUCCAGGAUUGUAUGUAUCAUACACACAAGAUCUAAAUAAAUCUCCCGUUAGUUGUUACUUCCUAACCUUCCUAAGACUUUUCAACCGAAUACUCAUUUCUCAAACAUGACAUUUAGUAGUUUUAAGUUAUAGUAAGUGUGUAAAGUUUAUUAUUUCGACCACAAAAAGCAACCAUAACAUAUUUAUACAUCAAUGAUAAAAAGUGACAUGGUGCAGGAUCACGUAUUUCAAACGAAAGUUUUGGUACAAUUUAUUCGUAAUGUUAUUAGACUAAAAAAUAUCUGAACAUUUCAGUGAUAUGAUAAUAGUAAAGUAAUCUCAUAUGUUCCGUUAUAUUUUCUUUUAUCAUUAGUACCUAAGUGCAUAUUCAUACCGCGAUUAAGAGGCAGCUUUUAUGAGUUGUAAGUUCCUAUAAACUAUUCAAAUCUAUUAGGUAAUUAACUGCAAGAAAGAAGGGGUUUAAAAUUCACGUAAGUACGUAUAAGAUUUGUAAACGUUUGCCGGACCAGUUAUUGCCUAACAAAAAAUGUAAGUAAAUGUUUGAGACGCGAAUGAGAGGUAGCUGUUUAGAGCCGGCAGCUCCAGGUAAUUUCCUCUUACACGUCAGUUGACCGUUUAUCGAUUCUUGGGAUAUAUUUACUGCUGCAUGCAAUUUUCUUUGAAAUACUGAUGCAAGUGAAAUAUUAUUUUAGCUUCUUUAAUUUAAAACUUCGGUACAUUCGUUUUAUUAUAUAAUCGUCUUAAAUAUCCUCUUGGGAUAGGAUAUAUUAUUUAUUGAUUCUAGCGAUAAUAUUAAUAUUAUUAUACUUAUAUCAAUAGAAAUUCAUACUUUUGAGCGGAACAUAUCAUGGUGAAGAUAAUGGUACAUUAUCAGGUGUACACCACUUAUAAUUAUUAUUAUUCAGAACCUAUUAUAGCUUCAAUAACGAUGAAAUGUAAUAUAAAUAUUAUAAAUAAUGAUUAUAUAUCAGUUAUUAUGCUUAAUUUGCUCGAAUAAUGAAAGGCACAAAGCUGUUUAUAAAUUAUAGAAAUUAUUGGACGAUUCCUGAUAUUUACGAUCCCGAUGGUAAAAUCAUAAAUAAUUGCAUGAUAACAAUCGAUUCUAUAAAUGCAUUCGUUGACCUAAUUAUGCUGGAUCAGUAAAUAUACUUUUAACAAAUUGGAAUACGAUUAAAAUGUUUUUUUUUUUGUAUUAAAAUAACCAAAGUUAAUCCUAUCAUUUUUUUGUAUGUAAAACGAAUAAUAAUUAUCUUUAGUGGUUAAGGUGAGGCUAUGAUAUUCGACUGAUAUUUAAAACUUGUUAUAAUUAUUUAAGGCAGACAUUGACUAUUUAAUGUGUACAUUUACAGUGACUGUCUGACUUCUGUGAGUUUUAAGUCAUUUAAAAACGUGAUGAUAGUUACUAUACCGAUUUUAAAAAAAUCGGAUAAAUUGUUUGUUUCGCUGUCGGUACACAAGACAACACUUGGUAUCACUUGGUAUCUACACAUGCGGGCCCGUAGUCAAGAUAAAGGGUUACGACCAACAAGGCUGUCAAGCUUCAAACAUAUCUACUUGUUGAACGUUGAUAGUAUGGUAACGCGUUUUAUAAAUACUUACUCCUUUUCUAUCGAAUGGCGAGUUUUCAAAUAUUUAUAAAUUUAUAUAGAAUGCAUCUUAUUUUCAAACAAUUAUAUGCUAUAGUUUGCAUCUUUGUUAUACUGUUUUUUAACUGUAGGGAUGUUAUGAAUAUUCAUAUCGGAUAAAUCUGGAUACCUAAAGGUGGAUCGUAACAGCGCGCGGCGGACAUGUUGUGAAAUUUUUAUUUAAAGAUGCUGAGAGGUAUACAAUUUUUAGUAUAAAACUUGAUGUAGUACCAAAUGAUAACUAAAAGAACAAACAAAGUCAAAUCAUUUACCUACAUUUUAUUUUUAAAGUUUAUAUAUACUUCUUUAAAAACGGAGUAGCCGUAGCCGAAACUCUGAAACUGCCGGAUAAUCCGAAAUAAUUUCAUAUAUCUGAAUAUCCGAAUCCGUGUAUCUAUAUCCAUAGCUUAAUACUUAUUUUUGCUACGUUUUCCAAUAGAAGAACGAAUUGUUCGAAAAAUAUUGAAGUGCUUCCGAAUUUGGUUGGUUCGCACAUGUCGUUAGUGAUUUGAAUGCUCGAAACCACUUGCUGACUACGGCCCUCUUCACAUGUGUUAUUUUGGGUAUGUAACUGAUCUAUUUCUGCCUAAUUUACCUUUAUACAAAACGGUUGAUGACUGUUCAAUUGAGGAACUGUCCGGUUCGAUAAGAUUGAUUGAUACGUGGUGGCUUAUUCUUUAGAAAGAUGCUUGCAGUUAUACUGUAUUUUGUUUUAAGUUAAGGCCAAAUUGCACUAAAGCAUUAUCAAUACGCCACAUUAGGGUUAGGUAUCACGUACACCAAUAUUAUAUUCUUUGAAAAUCCUUUACAGUAGCUUAGUCAAACGGUUGCUGUAGAAACAUGGUCCGUCUAUAAACUAUAACAUCGAAUAGACGUAGCUAUUCCUUUUUCUUUUAAGCUACAUAGUUCUUAUUGAUUGACGAAAACUAUGAUUUUAUGCUUUGUAUGACUAAUUCAUAAGUGUAUUUAUGGCACUUCGUGUCCUUGUGUUCAAUAAAAACCUUUUUAAAUUGAAA
Pectinophora gossypiella (pink bollworm) is the source of this 6034-nucleotide messenger RNA. RefSeq names its product ras-specific guanine nucleotide-releasing factor RalGPS2 (gene RalGPS). The record is from RefSeq and is a predicted model, not a curated record. Gene Ontology annotation, molecular function: guanyl-nucleotide exchange factor activity. Gene Ontology annotation, biological process: Ras protein signal transduction; positive regulation of GTPase activity. NCBI's taxonomy places the organism in Eukaryota, Metazoa, Arthropoda, Insecta, Lepidoptera, Gelechiidae. Bases 245 to 2032 code for a protein of 595 amino acids. Gene Ontology annotation, cellular component: plasma membrane. The transcript has 13 exons.